AUGUCAUCAGGUGGAAAAGGAAAAGCUGGAAAAGGAGGAAAGGCUGCUGGAGCUCAUAAAUCAGUUUCUAGAUCUCAUAAAGCUGGUUUACAAUUCCCUGUUGGAAGGGUUUCAAGAUAUUUAAAAUAAGGAAGAUAUACAGAAAGAGUAGGUGCAGGUGCUCCUGUUUAUUUAUCGGCUGUGCUUGAAUAUUUGGCUGCUGAAGUUUUAGAACUUGCUGGAAAUGCUGCAAAAGAUAAUAAGAAGAAUAGAAUUAAUCCAAGACAUAUUCUCUUAGCCGUUAGAAAUGAUGAUGAACUAAAUAAAUUAAUGGCCAAUACAACAAUUGCUGAUGGAGGUGUAUUACCAUAUAUCCCUCCUUAUUUAUACUCAGGUAAAGAAGAUCCAAGCCAAGCAGUUUGA
Messenger RNA from Paramecium pentaurelia, 402 nucleotides. The record is from the annotation of a GenBank genome assembly. Lineage: Eukaryota; Ciliophora; Oligohymenophorea; Peniculida; Parameciidae.